CACAUUGCAAAAGUAAGAAAACAACUCACAAGUUGAAAUUUGGUGCAACGAGAGAAACGGAAAAGCAAAACCCAAAAAGUAGAGGAGAAUCUCCAGAGAUGCGACCACACGACAAGCAGCGAACCGUCCUGCCGAAGCGCAUAAUCGUGAUGCGCCACGGCGAGUCCAGGGGCAACCUCGACUCGGCGGCCUACUCCACCAUCCCGGACCACAAAAUCCCUCUCACCGAUGUGGGGCUGGACCAGGCCUGCCGGGCCGGGGUCCAGCUCCGCGGCCUGAUCGCCGGGUCCUCCUCCCCCCAGUGGCGGGCCUACUUCUACGUGUCCCCCUACGACCGCACCCGAUCGACGCUCCGGGAAGUCGGGCGGGCCUUCUCGAAGCGGCGGGUGAUCGGGGUCCGAGAGGAAUGCCGGAUCCGAGAGCAGGAUUUCGGGAACUUCCAGGAGAAGGAGAGGAUGCAAGCCAUCAAACGGUCUCGGGAACGCUUCGGCCGAUUCUUCUAUCGCUUCCCCGAGGGCGAGUCCGCCGCCGAUGUCUUCGACCGCGUUUGCGGUUUUCUAGAAUCUUUAUGGAGGGACAUAGAAAUGAACAGGCUUCGCCAUGAUCCUGAACAUGACCUGAAUCUUAUAAUUGUAUCACAUGGGCUAACCUCGCGCGUCUUCCUGACGAAGUGGUUCAAGUGGACGGUUGAGCAAUUUGAGCGCCUGAACAAUCUCGGCAACUGUGAAUACAGAGUGAUAGAGUUGGGAGGCGGUGGAGAGUAUAGCUUAGCAAUCCAUCACACGGAGGAGGAAAUGCGAGAAUGGGGGCUCGACUCUGAAAUGAUAGCAGACCAAAAAUGGCGAGCUCAUGCCAAGAAGGGUGACUGGAAUGACGAUUGCCCCUGGUAUCUUGAUGCUUUCUUUGACCCUCUGGCUGACUCGGAGGAUGACGAAGCGAGUGAUAAAGGAAAUCCAAGUGAUAUUUGAAUUGAAAGUUGUUUUGAUUUUUUUGGCUUGUUUGGAAGCAAAUUUGUUUGUUUUUGUUUAUAUGUUCUUUGAUUUUCAAAUUGAAAUUGAAAUAAUAAAUCGGGCACCGAGGAAGCGUGUUGAA
Messenger RNA from Alnus glutinosa, 1092 nucleotides. RefSeq names its product phosphoglycerate mutase-like protein AT74. The transcript is spliced from 2 exons. Bases 99 to 968 code for a protein of 289 amino acids. Lineage: Eukaryota; Viridiplantae; Streptophyta; Magnoliopsida; Fagales; Betulaceae. Gene Ontology annotation, molecular function: phosphatase activity. The record is from RefSeq and is a predicted model, not a curated record.